AUGAAAACACCUGCCAGGAGGAAGCCCAUCCUGCUGCUGCUGGCUGCUAUGACCCUCAUCUCCUGCCCAGCCUGGACUUCAGCCUGGGGAUCACCUGCCACCUUUGGGCCUGUCUUUGAAGAGCAGCCCCUUGGCCUGCUGUUCCCAGAGGAGUCCACAGAGGAGCAGGUAAUGCUGGCAUGCCGUGCCCGGGCCAGCCCUCCAGCCAGCUACAGGUGGAAGAUGAAUGGCACAGAGAUGAAGCUGGAGCCAGGCUCUCGUCACCAGCUGGUGGGGGGCAACUUGGUCAUCAUGAAGCCCACCAAGGCCCAGGACGCUGGCGUCUACCAGUGCUUGGCUUCCAACCCAGUGGGCACUGUUGUGAGCAGGGAGGCCGUGCUGCGCUUCGGCUUCCUACAGGAGUUCUCCAAGGAAGAGCGGGACCCGGUGAAGACACACGAGGGCUGGGGGGUGAUGUUGCCCUGUAACCCACCUGCCCACUAUCCAGGCUUGUCCUACCGCUGGCUCCUCAACGAGUUCCCCAACUUCAUCCCAACGGACGGGCGUCAUUUCGUGUCACAGACCACAGGGAACCUCUACAUUGCCCGCACCAAUGCCUCCGACCUGGGCAACUACUCCUGCCUGGCCACCAGCCACAUGGACUUCUCCACCAAGAGUGUCUUCAGCAAGUUUGCACAGCUGAACCUAGCAGCUGAAGAUCCCAGGCUCUUUGCACCCAGCAUCAAAGCCCGAUUCCCUGCAGAAACCUAUGCACUGGCUGGGCAGCAGGUGACCCUGGAAUGCUUCGCCUUCGGCAACCCUGUCCCCAGGAUCAAGUGGCGCAAAGUGGAUGGUUCCCUGUCCCCACAGUGGGCCACCGCCGAGCCCACCCUGCAGAUCCCCAGCAUCAGCUUUGAGGACGAGGGCACCUACGAGUGUGAGGCGGAGAACUCCAAGGGCCGUGACACUGUUCAAGGGCGCAUCAUUGUGCAGGCUCAGCCCGAGUGGCUCAAGGUGAUCUCAGACACGGAGGCUGACAUUGGCUCUAACCUGCGUUGGGGCUGCGCAGCUGCUGGGAAGCCCCGGCCUACAGUGCGCUGGCUACGCAACGGGGAGCCCCUGGCUUCCCAGAACCGGCUGGAGGUGUCAGCCGGGGACCUGCGCUUCUCCAAGCUGAGCCUAGAGGACUCUGGCAUGUACCAGUGUGUGGCAGAGAAUAAGCAUGGCACCAUCUACGCUAGCGCCGAGCUGGCUGUGCAAGCACUGGCCCCUGAUUUCCGGCAGAAUCCCGUCAGACGGCUGAUCCCUGCAGCCCGGGGUGGUGAGAUCACCAUCCCCUGUCAGCCCCGAGCUGCCCCCAAGGCUGUGGUGCUGUGGAGCAAAGGCACCGAGAUGUUGGCCAAUAGCAGCAGAGUAACCGUGACUCCAGAUGGCACCCUUAUCAUCAGAAAUAUCAGCAGGUCAGAUGAGGGCAAAUACACCUGCUUUGCGGAGAAUUUCAUGGGCAAAGCCAACAGUACUGGAAUCCUGUCUGUGCGUGAUGCAACCAAGAUCACUCUAGCUCCAUCCAGUGCUGACAUCAACCUGGGGGACAAUCUGACCCUCCAGUGCCACGCCUCCCAUGACCCCACCAUGGACCUCACGUUCAUCUGGACCCUGGACGACUUCCCCAUCGACUUCGAUAAACCUGGGGGUCACUACCGGAGGGCCAGCAUGAAGGAAACUGUCGGGGAUCUGACCAUCCUGAAUGCCCAGCUGCGCCACGGCGGCAAGUAUACAUGCAUGGCCCAGACAGUGGUGGACAGCGCAUCCAAGGAGGCCACGGUCCUAGUCCGAGGUCCGCCAGGUCCCCCAGGGGGCGUGGUGGUGAGGGACAUCACCGACACCACCGUCCAGCUCAGCUGGAGCCGUGGCUUUGACAACCACAGUCCCAUCGCCAAGUACACCCUCCAGGCGCGCACUCCGCCCGCAGGAAAGUGGAAGCAGGUUCGGACCAAUCCUGCAAACAUCGAGGGCAAUGCUGAGACCGCCCAGGUGCUAGGCCUCACCCCGUGGAUGGACUAUGAGUUCCGGGUCUUAGCCAGCAACAUCCUGGGCACCGGAAAGCCCAGUGGGCCCUCCAGCAGAAUCCGGACCAAGGAAGCAGCCCCCUCGGUGGCACCCUCAGGACUCAGCGGAGGUGGUGGAGCCCCCGGGGAGCUCAUCAUCAGCUGGACGCCCAUGUCACGGGAGUACCAGAACGGAGACGGCUUCGGCUACCUGCUGUCCUUCCGCAGGCAAGGCAGCACCGGCUGGCAGACGGCCCGGGUGUCUGGCGCCGACGCCCAGUACUUUGUCUACAACAAUGGGAGCAUCCAGCCCUACACGCCCUUUGAGGUCAAGAUCCGCAGCUACAAUAAUCGCGGGGACGGCCCUGAGAGCCUCAUGGCACUUGUGUACUCAGCGGAGGAAGAGCCCAGGGUGGUGCCUACCAAAGUCUGGGCCAAGGGAGUCUCGUCUUCAGAGAUGAACGUGACCUGGGAACCUGUGCAGCAGGACGCGAAUGGUAUCCUGCAAGGGUAUGAGAUUCGAUAUUGGAAAGUUGGGGACAAAGAAGCAGCUGCUGACCGAGUGAGGACUGCAGGACUGGACACUAGCGCCCUGGUCACUGGCCUGCACCCCAACACCAAGUACCACGUGACCGUGCGGGCCUAUAACCGGGCUGGCACUGGCCCUGCCAGCCCUUCUGCCAAUGCCACUACCAUGAAACCUCCUCCACAGCGCCCUCCUGGCAACAUCUCCUGGACUUUCUCAAGCUCCAGUCUGAGCAUUAAAUGGGACCCCGUGAUACCCCUGCGAAAUGAGUCUGCAAUCACUGGCUACAAGAUGCUGUACCAGAAUGACCUGCACCCAAUGCCCACACUCCAUCUCACUGUCAAGAACUGGAUAGAAAUCCCACUGCCUGAGGACAUCGGUCAUGCCCUGGUGCAGAUUCGGACCACGGGACCAGGAGGGGAUGGCAUCCCAGCAGAAGUCCACAUCGUGAGGAAUGGAGGUACGAGCAUGAUGGUGGAGAACUCGGCUGUGCAUCCAGCCCCACACCCCGGCACCCUUCUCUCCCGCUCUGUGGUGAUGCUGAUGCUCUUAGGCUGCCUGGAACUCUGACAUCAGUGCCCACCUUCUGCGCUGGAGUUGAGCACCCACCUCCAACAGACUCAGCCGCUGGCCCAGGUUCUUUCCCCGGUGCCAAGCGGGUCCAACACUGUGCCCAAGAGCUGUUGGCUUUCAAUCCCUACUUCAAACAGUGCCCUUUU
Messenger RNA from Ochotona curzoniae (black-lipped pika), 3272 nucleotides. It is a transcript of the gene CNTN2, whose product is annotated as contactin 2. The transcript has 22 exons. The coding region runs from base 1 to 3123 and encodes 1040 amino acids. Gene Ontology annotation, molecular function: protein binding. NCBI's taxonomy places the organism in Eukaryota, Metazoa, Chordata, Mammalia, Lagomorpha, Ochotonidae. The record is from RefSeq and is a predicted model, not a curated record.